AUGUCCUCAGUUGGUCUAAAUUGGCAUCAUGAAUCUACUGCAGAAAAUCUUGGCUCUGUUGAAGUCAAUGGCAAAACUCUCACUGACUUCAGUGGGGGAUCAGGAUUUAUUCCAGUUUGCCACCUGCACACCGAACCCCUACCCCUGCCCCUCCGAGCAGUCCCGAAAUGGAUCGGCGUCCUCUCAUCCUCGCUGGCCGCCCCGGUAGCCCCAAAGUCCCCGAGGCGACCCGGGCACUGAGCGGAUCCAGUUCUGAGGAAUAUAGAGGAGUACAGCCUUGUCAUCCCCACCAGCACCGAUUCAGAGGGCAGGUUCCUAUCCCACUUGGUGUCUGGACCGCCAAAAGCACGCUUCAGGAGAGCUGCAGAGGACUUGCAACAUGAAGCAGCAAAUGAGCAAAUAUUUUACAAUGUCACCGUUUUUGGAAGAGAGUUUCACUUCAGGUUGCGGCCAAACUCCAGGCUUGUGGCCCCUGGAGCAACAGUUGAAUGGCAGGAGGACUCUGAUGAGACUCACGUUGAACCUCUCUAUGGGAAUUGCCUCUAUGUUGGGGAUAUCACCGAUUUGCCAAAUGCUUCAGUUGCAAUCAGCAAUUGCGAUGGGCUGGCUGGCAUGAUUCGCACAGACAAGGACGAGUUCUUCAUUGAACCUCUGGAGAAGGGGGCCCAGGAGGAAGAGGAGGGAGGAGGCAGAACGCACGUGGUCUAUCGCAGAGCUGCUGCCAAGAAGCAGCUUCCUCUUGAGAACGCGGAUACCCUGUACAAAGCGGCUAACCUCACUAAUUUGGAUAGUCUCGACAGCGCGUUGAGCUUUAUUGAAGACCGGGUGCAUAGAUCGAGGCAGCGCUAUCGAAGGCAUGCGACGGAUGAUGAUUACAACAUUGAAGUCCUUCUGGGGGUUGAUGACUCAGUUGUUCAAUUCCAUGGGAAAGAACAUGUUCAGAAGUACCUGCUGACCCUGAUGAAUAUUGUUAAUGAAAUUUAUCAUGAUGAGUCCCUGGGUGCUCACAUUAAUGUUGUCUUGGUGAGGAUCAUCCUGCUGAGCUACGGCAAGUCUAUGAGUCUGAUAGAGAUCGGGAACCCUUCGCAAAGUCUGGAAAACGUGUGUCGCUGGGCCUACUUGCAACAGAAACCUGACACUGGGCAUGCAGAAUAUCACGACCAUGCUAUCUUUCUCACAAGGCAGGAUUUUGGUCCAUCUGGCAUGCAAGGCUACGCUCCAGUCACUGGAAUGUGUCACCCUGUUCGAAGCUGCACUCUCAACCAUGAAGAUGGUUUUUCAUCUGCAUUUGUGGUGGCUCACGAAACUGGACAUGUUUUAGGCAUGGAGCACGAUGGCCAAGGGAACAGAUGUGGGGACGAAGUCCGCCUGGGAAGCAUCAUGGCCCCCCUCGUGCAAGCCGCGUUUCAUCGCUUCCACUGGUCUCGUUGCAGCCAGCAAGAGCUGAAUCGAUAUCUCCAUUCCUAUGAUUGUCUGCGUGAUGAUCCCUUCGAACACGACUGGCCUUCCCUUCCACAGCUGCCAGGAAUUCACUACUCCAUGAAUGAGCAGUGUCGUUUUGAUUUUGGUUUGGGCUACAUGAUGUGCACAGCUUUCCGUACGUUUGAUCCCUGCAAGCAGCUGUGGUGUAGCCACCCCGAGAACCCCUAUUUCUGCAAAACAAAGAAAGGGCCUCCGCUGGACGGGACCAUGUGUGCACCAGGAAAGCAUUGCUUUAAAGGUCACUGCAUCUGGCUGACACCAGACAUCCUGAAGCAGGAUGGACACUGGGGGGCAUGGAGUAAGUUUGGCUCUUGUUCUCGCACCUGUGGCACCGGGGUGAAAUACAGGACACGGCAGUGUGACAAUCCCCAUCCGGCCAACGGAGGCCGCACGUGCGUGGGGCCGAGCUACGAGUUCCAGCUGUGCAACACUCAGGACUGUCCUAAGGACUUGGAAGAUUUCAGAGAGGAGCAGUGCCGGCAGUGGGAUCCUUACUUCGAGUACCAGAACACGAAACACCACUGGCUCCCCUAUGAACAUGUCGAUGCUAAGGAAAGGUGCCACCUGUAUUGCGAGUCAAAGGAAACAGGGGAUGUGGUGUACAUGAAACGGAUGGUACACGAUGGGACCCGCUGCUCCUACAAAGAUGCUUACAGCAUCUGUGUGCGGGGAGACUGCUUGAAAGUUGGGUGUGACAGGGUCAUUGGUUCCACGAAGCAGGAAGAUAAGUGUGGUGUUUGCGGAGGAGAUAAUUCCCACUGCAAAGUGGUGAAAGGAACAUUUUCAAGAGUACCAAAGAAACAAGGGCACAUUAAGAUGUUUGAAAUUCCUGUUGGCGCAAGACAUUUACUUAUACAGGAAACAGACGCCACCAGUCAUAAUCUUGCAAUUAAAAAUCGUGAAACGGGGAAAUUCAUUCUAAGCGAAGACAACUAUGUGCCAGACUCUAAAGUAUUUAUUGACAUGGGUGUGGAGUGGGAAUAUCGGAAUGACGAUGAUAGAGAAACCGUGCAGACCAUGGGGCCGCUGCGUAAUGGAAUAGUUAUUCUGGUGAUUCCUCACGGCGGUGCCAAGAUAUCUUUGACUUACAAGUACAUGAUCCAUGAAGAUUCCUUGAAUGUUGAUAACAAUAAUGUUUUGGAAGAGGACUCGGUGUCAUAUGAAUGGGCUUUGAAGAAAUGGUCCCAAUGUUCAAAACCUUGUGGAGGAGGCUACCAGUUCACAAAAUACGGCUGCCGGAGGAAGACAGACCACAAGAUGAUUCAUCGGAGUUACUGCGAGUUGAUCCAAAAGCCGAAGCCCAUUCGCAGGGUGUGCAACCUCCAGGAGUGCUCCCAGCCCAUAUGGGUCACAGGAGAAUGGGAGCCUUGCAGCAAAAGUUGUGGGAAGACAGGAUAUCAAGUGCGAUCUGUCCGAUGUAUCCAGCCCCUACACGAUAAUACAAAUCGGUCUGUUCAUACCAAGUACUGCAACAACGACCGUCCAGAAGGCAGGAGGCCCUGCAACCGGGAGCUUUGCCCAGCACAGUGGAGAAUAGGACCCUGGUCACAGUGCUCUGUCAGCUGUGGCAACGGCACGCAGGAUCGCCCGGUCCUGUGCCGGACCAGGGACAAUGCUAUUGGCCUUUGUAAGGAAAAUAAACCAGAGACUGUAAGGAUUUGCAGACUACCUCCGUGUCCAAGAAACGUUUCCGAUCCUUCGAAGAAAACCUACAUGAUACAAUGGCUGUCAAGACCUGAUCCAGACUACCCCAUCCAGAAAAUAUCUUCAAAAGAUCAUUGUCAAGGAGACAAGUCAAUGUUUUGUCGCAUGGAGGUUCUCUCUCGUUACUGCUCGAUUCCUGGUUACAAUAAGCUGUGUUGCAAGUCCUGUAAUAUGUACAGCAACAUAACAGAGGACGACAAUGUAACUGAUUCUAAUGUAAAUAAGAAUAAUGUCAUUGUGGAGGAGCUCCUGACGACCCGCAGCCCUCCCAUGGGAGUGUCCACCACACAGUCUGCCACCAGCCCUCCUCUUGUUGUUUCCAAAACACGUGCACCUCCUUCCAAUGCAACUGAGGAGCACCCAGAAAUCAACACGGUGGAUGUUCCCUAUAAAAUCGAUGGGCUGGAUAAUGAGGUAUCACAGCACAACAUCAUUACUCGGAGGAGGAUACCUUAUGAAAGGACAAGGAAUCAAAGAAUUCAGGAGCUGAUUGCUGAGAAAAGAAAAAAAGAGACUCUUAGGAAAAUAAACUAA
Charadrius vociferus (killdeer) is the source of this 3720-nucleotide messenger RNA. It is a transcript of the gene ADAMTS2, whose product is annotated as ADAM metallopeptidase with thrombospondin type 1 motif, 2. The transcript is spliced from 23 exons. NCBI's taxonomy places the organism in Eukaryota, Metazoa, Chordata, Aves, Charadriiformes, Charadriidae. Gene Ontology annotation, molecular function: metalloendopeptidase activity; zinc ion binding. The record is from RefSeq and is a predicted model, not a curated record. Gene Ontology annotation, biological process: proteolysis; extracellular matrix organization.